Molecule: messenger RNA, 906 nt
Organism: Fusarium musae
Lineage: Eukaryota; Fungi; Ascomycota; Sordariomycetes; Hypocreales; Nectriaceae
Exons: 1
Coding region: 1-906 (301 amino acids)
Source: RefSeq, a predicted model, not a curated record
AUGACCCAAGAUACCGUGCCAAAAUUGGUCACCGUCAUAAUCACAACUUCCCCAACUCCAUCCGCGCCUUCGACGGAGCUUGUCUCCGCGGUCCUCGAGUCAUUUGAAGAGCAUUGUCAUGCUUUGACAUUAUGUGAUGUUAUUGUUGUUUUCGACACUUUUGACCAGAUAGUACCUACAGCGCGAUUGAAGAAAGGACAAGUCACGCCUCAGCAGGCAGCAGAUUUUGACGAAUACAAGAAGAAUAUCAAGGAACUGAUACUCACGAAAUAUCGCCAUGUCAGUGCUGAGUUCACCCAACGGCGUGCUAAGGCCGAGUAUGGUAGUCCCAAUCCCCAGAACACUGUUGACUACACGAUAUCGCAAACCAGCGACAAGAAAGUCACCUUUAUAGAGCCUUCAAGACGACUAGGGUUCGGUCUUGCAGUCAGAUCAGCCUUAAGGGUAACUCAAACUCCUUUCGUCUGGGUGCAGCAACAUGAUUGGGCUUUGGUUGCAGACUUCCCCGUGGCGCCUCUUGUACAAGUCAUGAAAGCAUACGAUUCUCACCCAGAAACUCCCAUCAAGUAUAUAUGCUUAGCUGCUGUUCGUAUGCUCUCACAUGCCAUAUCCGAACAACAUGCAGUCUUGCGAGAGCUAUCAUCAUCUCUUACACAAAAAUUCGAAGAUCCGACACAUCCUGGUGUCAAGAUACCCUUGACACCAAUUUACUUCUGGCAUGAUAAACCCCAUCUUGCAUCAACAGCACAUUACCUCCAGAGGGUGUUUCCCUCACGGCUGGCUAUGCUGCGAGGAGACUUUAUUGAGGACAAGAUCGGACAAAGAGCUCGCGCUCAGAUGAAGGAAGGUCUCGUAAGUGUACUUGCAUUCUAUAUCCAACGAACAUCGGAAGUUGCUGCCAUGUGA